Molecule: messenger RNA, 1929 nt
Organism: Engraulis encrasicolus (European anchovy)
Lineage: Eukaryota; Metazoa; Chordata; Actinopteri; Clupeiformes; Engraulidae
Product: N-acetyltransferase 8-like
Exons: 2
Coding region: 1023-1700 (225 amino acids)
Molecular function (GO): N-acetyltransferase activity
Source: RefSeq, a predicted model, not a curated record
UUUCAGCACCUCAGAAUUUAGCCUAUUUUCCAACAAGGCAUAGGCCUAGGCCUAUCCAUAGGCCUAAUAUUAAAUGUGCUUUACAAAUCUUAAAUUGCUUUAACAUCUAUUUUAUAAUUGAAUGCAGGUGGCAGAAUUGUUCAAUUGUAUAGUAGGCCUACUGCACGGCUAUUUAUUUCGUGAUACGGAUUUUGCUGAGGGGUGGGUGGGCUAACUAGUUGACACUUCUGCCCAACUAGAUGGCGACAGAGCUUUCACUGGUAAUCGUUUCAAAUUAUGGCGAAGGAGAAGAAGAAUGCAACAUUAACACAUAGGGUGCAUCCCAAUAUGUGACCUUGCCUCCUCCACUUGUGCUUGUCUCCUCGUCCCGCCUCCUGGCCCCUCCUCCGUGGAGAAAACCAUAAAGUUUCCCAGCUGUCAGCCUCGCCACAACAACUUUUGAGGGACUGUUUUUCAUUCACCAUCCCAAUUGCAAAUGAGAAAAAGACUUUACAAUUGAGCUUUUGCAAGAUAUUGAAAUAUAAUGCUGUUGUCAGUGAUGUCAUCAUGACGAGAAGCAAGUGGAGGAGGCAAGUGGAGGAGGCAAGGUCUCAUAUUAAAACGCACUCAUAGACUGAGGAGUUUCUGGUUAGCCUAUGUAUUAUUGAUUUUAGUUAGGCUAGAUAGGUUAGGACACUGGUUCGGCAUGUUGCGUUCGUGUCUGGAGCUGACCUGUUGCACUAAAAGGUUAAUUUGUCACUAGCCAAGGAUGGACUUUGAACACAUAAAUAGUUGCUUACUUAGAUCUGGGCUCAAGGUAUAGGCUAAAUCGUUUGAGUAAACUAGGCCUACUAAAGAUACAUAGGAUUUAUUUUCCUCUACCGUCGUAUUCAUAUUCGAAAAGGAGGGUAGGCCUAGGCUAUUGCUGUGUGAAAUUGAUGCACAGUUGAGUGUCUUACCCCUGACGAUUUUACACAAUUGUGAAAAAAUCGAAAUUGCAGCCGUUGUAUCAACACGAGUGGGGUGAGAAAGUUGGAGGGAAAAUGCAACUGGUUAUCCGGCAGUUCCGGCCCAGUGAUGGAGAUGCCAUCAGGGCACUGUUUGCCGAUGGAAUUCAGGAGCACAUCAACCCCUCCUUCACCCACGCCAUGCGUCAGCCGCUUUACCUCGUCCUCACCCUCUUGUUGGGUGUAGCGGGGUACCUGCUGGGCGGCUGGCUCAUUGCCGUCUGCUUGGGUGCUCUUUGGCCUGGACUAGUCUACUGCUGCUGUUACAGGUUGUACGCUGGAUUUGUCAGGGCAAAAUUGCGCACGGACAUGAGAGACAUUCAGCGAAGCUACCUCAGCGACCCCGACAACACUUUCCUUGUGGCGGAGGCAGAUGUGAACGGGCGGCCUCGAUGUAUGGGAAUGGUUGCAGUGGAGGGGAAAACUGAGAGUGGAAGCGGGAGGCGAUACGGCGAGCUGUUCCGCAUGAUUGUGUCGUCGGAGUGUCGGCGCGCGGGUCUCGGAACCCGUCUGGCACACAGCGCCGUUGACUUCUGCAAAGAGCGCGGCUUCUUCAAAGUCGUGCUGCAGACGAGCUCCACACAGCGAAGCGCAGUGGCACUGUACUACAGGAUGGGCUUCACGCUGACGCACACUCACACCGACACAGAGGCACCGCAAUGGGUCACCAAACUCAUCAAGGUCACCCUGCUGAGGAUGGAAAAAAACUUUUAAACUACCUCACCACUGUCACAUCGCUGAGGAUGAUGAAAACCUUUUAACUUCACCACUGCCCGACAAAUCAUGCAGCCCAUUGUGUCGUCAUUUACUGAUUUGAGGCAUGGGUGUAGCAGCAAAUUGUGGGCCCUAUGUACAAUCAGCUUCAAUGGACCCCCCAGCCACAUAAAUGACACCGUUUGUGGGCCCCCUAAAUACUGUACAUGGGGCCCUGAUAAAUCAAUAA